CUCACAGGGGGUCUGGGGGAAGGACUGGCAUUUUGGAAUAUACGAAGAUCCAUACAAGGCGCAGUGGACAUAAAACGGCGGUGCUUGCAGAGUGCCAGCUGGGGCCCCGCGUUGGAUUCCACUUAGACUUUGGAGGGUUCGACUGCAUGGUGGCUUGAGUCUCUGGGAGCGCGCACACCUAACAUAACCCCCCCACCACCCACCCACUGAAGGCCUGGUGUCCCUGCACUUCUCACCCGAGCUCCUGCAUGUCUAAUAUUUAGACAUGUUCAGCUUUGUGGACUCAAGGACUGUUCUGCUACUUGUAGCAUCUCAAGUUGUUUUACUAUCCAUGGUUAGAUGUCAGGAGGAGGACGACGAGGAUGCAGGUGCCUGCAUCCAGGAUGAGCAGCAGUAUAACAAUAAGGAUGUGUGGAAGCCAGAGCCCUGCCGCAUCUGUGUGUGUGACAGCGGGGCGGUUCUGUGCGAUGAAAUUAUCUGCGAGGAGAUCAAAGAGUGCGCCAGCCCUGUCAUCCCAUCUGGAGAGUGCUGCCCCAUCUGCCCGGCUGAUGCCAGUGCGCCCAUUGAGACGAUUGGUGCAAAGGGCCAAAAAGGAGAACCGGGAGACAUUGCAAAUGUUGUAGGACCUAAGGGACCACCAGGCCCCAUGGGCCCCCCAGGUGAGCAAGGACCACGUGGAGAGGCUGGUGCUAAGGGUGAUAAGGGAAAUAUUGGACCUCGAGGACGAGAUGGUGAACCUGGGACCCCCGGAAACCCCGGACCCCCUGGCCCACCUGGCCCACCUGGACCCCCAGGACUUGGAGGGAACUUUGCUGCUCAGAUGGCUGGAGGUUCUGAUGAGAAGGCCGGCGGUGCUCAGAUGGGAGUGAUGCAAGGACCAAUGGGUCCCAUGGGUCCUCGUGGUCCACCUGGACCUUCUGGAGCUCCUGGGCCACAGGGUUUCCAAGGUGGGCCAGGAGAGCCUGGAGAGCCAGGUCCAGCUGGACCUAUGGGACCUCGUGGACCACCUGGACCUUCUGGGAAACCAGGAAGUGAUGGAGAAUCUGGAAAACCUGGAAAACCUGGUGAGCGUGGACCUGCAGGGCCUCAGGGAGCUCGUGGAUUCCCUGGAACUCCUGGACUUCCUGGAAUCAAAGGACACAGAGGACACCCUGGCCUGGAUGGAGCUAAGGGAGAAACUGGUGCUGCAGGGGCGAAGGGUGAGGCUGGCUCUUCUGGAGAGAAUGGAGCACCUGGACCCAUGGGUCCACGUGGUCUGCCUGGUGAGAGGGGUCGUCCUGGAGCUUCUGGAGCCGCUGGUGCUCGUGGAAACGACGGCCUGCCUGGUCCUGCUGGUCCACCUGGCCCAGUUGGUCCUGCUGGAGCUCCCGGGUUCCCAGGAUCCCCAGGAGCCAAGGGAGAAGCUGGCCCAACUGGUCUCCGAGGAGCUGAAGGACCACAGGGACCCCGUGGAGAGGCCGGUACGCCAGGAUCUCCUGGACCUGCAGGAGCAUCGGGUAACCCAGGAACUGAUGGUAUCCCUGGGGCAAAAGGAUCCGCCGGUGCUCCUGGUAUUGCUGGCGCUCCAGGGUUUCCCGGUCCUCGGGGCCCACCGGGACCGCAGGGAGCAACUGGACCUCUGGGGCCCAAAGGGCAGUCUGGAGACCCUGGUCUUCCGGGAUUCAAAGGUGAAGCUGGACCAAAGGGAGAGCUUGGUCCUGUUGGUCCUCAAGGUCCCCCUGGCCCGGCUGGAGAAGAAGGAAAGAGGGGUGCAAGAGGAGAACCUGGAGGUGCAGGACCACUCGGACCCCCUGGAGAGAGAGGCCCACCUGGUAACCGCGGUUUCCCUGGUCAAGAUGGUCUGGCUGGCGCCAAGGGAGCUCCUGGUGACCGUGGUGUCGCUGGUGCUGCCGGCCCUAAAGGCGCUACCGGAGAUCCUGGUCGCACUGGAGAGCCCGGCCUCCCUGGAGCCAGAGGUCUUACCGGCCGUCCUGGAGAUGCUGGUCCUCAAGGCAAAGUUGGACCUUCUGGGGCCCCUGGUGAGGACGGUCGCCCCGGCCCACCUGGCCCUCUGGGAGCGCGUGGACAGCCUGGAGUGAUGGGGUUCCCUGGACCAAAGGGAGCUAAUGGGGAACCAGGAAAACCAGGAGAGAAGGGGCUUGUUGGUCGUCCUGGUUUGAGAGGUCUGCCUGGAAAAGAUGGGGAGACUGGCUCUGCUGGACCCCCUGGCCCUGCUGGACCUGCUGGAGAAAGAGGAGAGCAAGGACAGCCUGGACCUUCUGGAUUCCAAGGUCUACCUGGGCCAACUGGACCUCCAGGAGAGCCUGGAAAGCCUGGAGACCAGGGUGUUUCUGGAGAGGGUGGAGCUCCUGGUGCUGUUGGACCCCGAGGCGAGCGUGGUUUCCCUGGUGAGAGAGGUGGUGCUGGACCUCAGGGUCUCCAGGGCCCUCGAGGACUUCCAGGAACGCCUGGAAGUGAUGGACCAAAGGGAGCAAUAGGACCAGCUGGUGCUGCCGGACCACAGGGUCCACCGGGUCUGCAGGGAAUGCCGGGAGAGAGAGGAGCCGGUGGAAUUCCAGGAGCCAAGGGAGACAGAGGUGAUAACGGACAGAAGGGACCUGAGGGUGCUCCUGGAAAGGAUGGUGCAAGAGGUUUGACUGGCCCUAUUGGUCCUCCUGGCCCAUCUGGACCUAACGGUGCCAAGGGUGAGACUGGACCUACUGGCCCCAUUGGUGCCGCUGGUGUUCGAGGCGCUCCUGGGGACCGUGGUGAGGUGGGACCUCCAGGGCCUGCAGGUUUUGCCGGACCUCCUGGUGCAGAUGGUCAGCCUGGAGUCAAAGGAGAGCUCGGAGAGCCUGGACAGAAAGGUGAAUCUGGUGCUCCAGGACCACAAGGACCAUCUGGAGCUCCUGGACCUGUAGGACCUACUGGUGUAUCUGGACCUAAAGGAGCACGUGGUGCUCAGGGAGCUCCUGGCGCUACAGGUUUCCCUGGAGCUGCUGGCAGAGUUGGACCUCCUGGUCCUAAUGGCAAUCCCGGCCCUGUUGGUCCUGCCGGUUCUGCUGGUAAAGACGGGCCAAAGGGUACUCGUGGUGACGCUGGUCCUCCAGGGAGACCGGGAGAUGCUGGACUGCGUGGACCCGCUGGACCUCCAGGAGAGAAAGGAGAGCCCGGAGAGGAAGGAAAAGCUGGUACUGAUGGACCCCCGGGUCCUCAAGGUCUGGCUGGAUCCCGAGGUAUUGUUGGUUUGCCUGGUCAGCGAGGAGAAAGGGGAUUCCCAGGUCUCCCUGGACCAUCCGGAGAGCCUGGCAAACAGGGAGCGUCUGGUGGUACUGGUGACCGUGGACCUCCUGGACCUGUUGGGCCACCUGGACUCACUGGACCUGCUGGAGAGCCCGGCAGAGAGGGAACACCUGGAUCAGAUGGACCUCCGGGUAGGGAUGGAGCCACUGGAAUUAAGGGAGAGCGAGGAAACACCGGUCCGGCUGGCCCCCCUGGAGCUCCUGGGGCUCCUGGUUCUCCUGGACCUGUUGGACCUCUUGGCAAGCAGGGUGACAGAGGAGAGAAUGGUGCUCAAGGACCUGCUGGCCCACCUGGAUCAGCUGGGGCUAGAGGAAUUGCUGGGCCACAAGGACCACGUGGAGAUAAGGGCGAGGCUGGUGAGCCUGGAGAAAGAGGGCAGAAGGGUCACCGUGGGUUCACCGGUCUGCAGGGUCUUCCUGGACCCCCUGGUCCUGCUGGAGACUCUGGACCAGCCGGACCUGCAGGACCAAGUGGAGCUAAGGGGCCACCUGGACCAGUUGGACCUGCUGGCAAAGAUGGAAACAAUGGACAAGCUGGCCCCAUUGGACCACCCGGACCUCGUGGACGCUCUGGAGAAUCUGGCCCUGCUGGUCCUCCUGGUAAUCCCGGACCCCCUGGUCCUCCUGGUCCUCCAGGCCCUGGCAUCGACCUGUCUGCCUUUGCCGGCCUGGGUCAGACCGAGAAGUCUCCAGAUCCUCUCAGAUACAUGAGGGCCGAUGAGGCCUCCAGCUCCCUGAGGCAGCACGAUGUCGAGGUCGAUUCCUCGCUCAAAUCCCUCAACAACCAGAUUGAGAACAUGCGCAGCCCAGACGGCACCCAGAAGAACCCUGCUCGCACGUGCAGAGACCUCAAGCUGUGCCAUCCUGAGUGGAAGAGCGGUGACUUCUGGAUUGAUCCUAAUCUGGGCUGCACAGCCGACGCCAUCAAAGUCUUCUGUAACAUGGAGACUGGAGAGACCUGUGUCUACCCAAGAAUCAGCAAAGUACCAAAGAAGAACUGGUGGAGCAACAAGAGCAAGAGCCUCAAACACAUCUGGUUUGGAGAAACAAUCAGCGGAGGCUUCCACUUCAGCUAUGGUCAGGACGGCCCUAUUCCCAACUCUGCCAACAUCCAGCUGAAUUUCAUGAGGCUCCUGUCCACUGAAGCAUCCCAGAACCUCACCUAUCACUGCAAAAACAGUAUCGCCUAUAUGGACCAGGCCACCGGAAACCUCAAGAAGGCUUUGGUUCUGCAGGGAUCCAAUGAUGUGGAAAUCCGUGCGGAGGGUAACAGCCGCUUCACCUACAGUGUGAUGGAGGAUGGCUGCAAGAGACAUACAGGCCGGUGGAGCAAGACCGUCUUUGAGUACAAAACAGUGAAAACGUCCCGCCUGCCAAUCGUGGACAUUGCUCCCAUGGACAUCGGAGGAGCGGAUCAGGAGUUUGGAGUUGACAUAGGCCCAGUCUGCUUCUUGUAAAGUGGAGAUUCGCAACGGCCCCCCAAUUCACAGGAAAUAAAUGAACUCAAUCAAGAAAACGUUACACUCUUCCACAGUAAAAGAAGACUGGAAAUUAAAAAACAAAACCAAAAAAAAAAGAAAAUUGACACUUUUUUUUUCUCUCACAACGAAGUGCUCUCCACGUUGGAUGUUGGCACUUAAGGGCACCGGCAAUAACCGCACACCACAGCACAUUCUCUGUCAACCCGCCUCCUGAGAUCCAGUCAUGUUUCCCAUGGCCUACUGGUGACAGGAAUGAGUCUGAGCCAGGAGUGAGAGGGACCAAGCUAACGAGUUAUGGAGAACAGAAACAUGACUUGAUGUCACUUAUUUAUUGUCUAACCUGAGUGGGCAGAGUUGAGGUAGGACUGGAGGGGUUCACUUUUGUAAGCAACACAAGCCCCCUUUUCCACUAAAGAACAGCUGCACGGCCUCUGUCCCGGUCCUACGCCACACUCCCUCCCCGUGUCCCUCCUGAAACAUUAAUAUGGCUUUUUGAAUCAGGGUGGAAGAAAAUAAAUCUCCUUACAGUUCAGGCCUGUCUAUUGAGAGCAACAAAAGCUUUACUGUGUAUAAUAAACCCUUGGUUCUAAUGUUGUAAAAGUCUGUGUUUAUAAGCAACCAGAUGGUUAUAUAUAUUUAUAUAUAUUUCCACAUAUGUGUGUGUACAUGUGUCUAUAUGCACACCAACACUUUUUUUUGUUUUGGAGAGUGAGGUUACAUUUAGGAUGUAUGAUUUUUAUGUCCUUUACUGCCCAUCAAAAGAAGGCCCCAAAUUUAUUAAAAAACAACAGAAAGAAUUGGCAAAACUUUUGGUUUUAUGUUAUUUUUCCCCUUUUCUCUCAGUCAUCCAGAUUGUUCAAAAGCUACCUCACGGUGAAAAACAAGGAAACGUGUUCAGCUGAGCGAGCCAUCACCUUCCAGAUGGAUCUCAGAAGGUGCUAUCAUCCCCCCCAACACCAUCCUGAUCAUCCCCAUCCUUAAAUCCCACUAGCCUCACACCACACAUUCACAUUCCACCUAUAGAGGAGGGGUGCAGCUGGGUUUUCAAAGGGGGAACGGCCUCCCCGCAGCCGAGAGUCGGACUCCACGGACAGUCUCUUGAGAAUCAACCAGGGUGGCAUGUUUUUGUGUGUGUGAGGGCGUGUACAUUUUUGACUUUAUUUUGUUACGAUCUCUUUAUUUUUUUUUCUUCUUCUUGUUUUUGUUGCAGCGCUGAUUAUUGUAAAUUGGAAAAAUAAAAGGAAAAACGUAUUCAUAAUGGAGCUGAUUUUUGAUUAAAGAUCCAGAUUAUGGCGUGGAAACACGUUUCUCAUCUCUAACAUAAAGAAAAAAAUCAUUAAAAGUGUGUGUGAGAGGGAGAAAACGCAAGUCAAAGUUACCAUAAAAAUUGAGUGAAUAAAUAUCAAUAAUGACCAUUGUUGACUGAAAUAAAGUCAGAAUAAAUGCGGUCUCCAAUAAAGGCUUGAUUAAAUAAAAAUAUCCAUAUUUUUCCAAGAAAAUUACCUUUGAUGGAAAAUUUAACACAAGAAAUGUUGGAAAAUUGGAGCCGUUUCUUCAAAUAAACUAAAAAUAUCAGUAAAAGCUUCGGCAGAACCCAAAAAACUAUUAAAUUAAGGCAGUUUAAAGCACAAAUUUGAUUUAAAUAGCUAAACGACUACUAAUAAAACCUUCUUUAAAAAAAAAAA
This is a messenger RNA of Oryzias melastigma (Indian medaka), 6447 nucleotides long. RefSeq names its product collagen, type II, alpha 1a (gene col2a1a). The record is from RefSeq and is a predicted model, not a curated record. The transcript is spliced from 54 exons. Gene Ontology annotation, molecular function: extracellular matrix structural constituent; protein binding. Gene Ontology annotation, cellular component: collagen type II trimer. Bases 266 to 4738 code for a protein of 1490 amino acids. NCBI's taxonomy places the organism in Eukaryota, Metazoa, Chordata, Actinopteri, Beloniformes, Adrianichthyidae.